AUGGCUGUCAACAAUGUCAGCAUGGGCAUGGCUCCCAGGCAUGGAGGACCAGGAAGUGACCUCCUGGACUUGCGCAGGCCCCUGGACUGGUGCCCUGCUGCUGUUCUUCCUCCUGGCAGUAUGGAGGUGCAGCCCUGCCAGAAUCUCACCAGUAGAAAGAAAGAAUUUUCCCAAGUGAAUGGAAUCAUUCUUCAAAAGAAAGUAUGCGAUUUCUGGGAUAAGGUCUGGAACUUCCAAGCCAAGCCUGAUGACCUGCUCAUUGCUUCUUACCCCAAAGCAGCUCCCCGGGGCAAGAGGGAGGCAGUUACUGGAACUUGGACACAGGAAAUUGUAGAUCUGAUACAAAAUGAUGGAGAUAUUGAGAAAAGCAGGCACGCUUCCAUUCAACUUCGACACCCUUUCCUGGAGUGGAUAAGAAGGACACACUGUGGUGUGGAAAAAGCCAAAGCAAUGCCCUCUCCACGGAUACUAAAGACUCACCUUUCCACUCAGCUGCUGCCGCCGUCUUUCUGGGAAAACAACUGCAAGUUCCUUUAUGUAGCUCGAAAUGCCAAAGACUGUAUGGUUUCCUACUACCAUUUCCAAAGGAUGAACCACAUGCUUCCUGACCCUGGUACCUGGGAAGAGUAUUUUGAAACCUUCAUCAAUGGAAAAGUGGUUUGGGGUUCCUGGUUUGACCAUGUGAAAGGAUGGUGGGAGAUGAAAGACAGACACCAGAUUCUCUUCCUAUUCUAUGAGGACAUAAAGAGGGACCCAAAGCAUGAAAUUCGAAAGGUGAUGCAGUUCAUGGGAAAGAACGUGGAUGAGACAGUGCUAGAUAAAAUUGUCCAGGAGACGUCAUUUGAGAAAAUGAAAGAAAAUCCCAUGACAAAUCGUUCUACAGUUUCCAAAUCUAUCAUGGACCAGUCAAUUUCCUCCUUCAUGAGAAAAGGAACUGUGGGGGAUUGGAAAAACCACUUCACUGUUGCCCAGAAUGAGAGGUUUGAUGAAAUCUAUAGAAAAAAGAUGGAAGGAACAGCCAUAAACUUCUGCAUGGAACUCUGAGCAAGAUGUAAAUAAAAUUAACAGGUGGAUGGCAAGAGUGCAAAUACUAUCUUCAGUCCUUCAGUCCCAGCCAGAAGAAUCUCUGAAAGCAUAUUGUGAAUGUAUACGAUGUAGUACAAAUGAUUUCUGUGAUGAUUAACAGUAUGUCACCACUUCAUUUUUAAAAAGGGAUCAUGUCUAAUGCCCAUUUUCCCAAGUAUUCUUUCCUAAGUAAGAUAUAAGAUAGAUUAAUAAACUAAGUAAAACAUA
Molecule: messenger RNA, 1293 nt
Organism: Pongo pygmaeus (Bornean orangutan)
Lineage: Eukaryota; Metazoa; Chordata; Mammalia; Primates; Hominidae
Product: sulfotransferase 1C2-like
Exons: 10
Coding region: 1-1044 (347 amino acids)
Molecular function (GO): sulfotransferase activity
Source: RefSeq, a predicted model, not a curated record